Molecule: messenger RNA, 834 nt
Organism: Guyanagaster necrorhizus
Lineage: Eukaryota; Fungi; Basidiomycota; Agaricomycetes; Agaricales; Physalacriaceae
Exons: 1
Coding region: 430-606 (58 amino acids)
Source: RefSeq, a predicted model, not a curated record
CGAUUACCGAUCUUUACUAAGUGCAGCAAACUUAGCCUGAAGAAAUUGUACGACGAACACUAUUCAUCUCUGCCCUCACAUUUAAAACGUAUCAUGGAUUCAAUGCGAGGAGGCUAACUACAAGUUUAGUCUCUUCCAUUCUGCGAGGUGCAAAGCACCGACUUGUCUGCGGACCUGUUGGCAACAGUUAGUCUUUACUGGCCCUCCUGUUGAGGGUACGAGCCGUGACCGCAGGUACAGUCAUACGGACUCCAAAUUAGUUACCGGUUCUAGAGAUUUUCACUGUUAGCAUAGCCACACAUCUUAGCGACUUACUGCCUGCUAAGAUGUGAGUACAUUACAUCUAUUUAUACUGUAUCUUACUGAUCCAUAGUAGAUACAUCUAUUUUCUUGCUUCAGGCUAAUCCUCAUUGCCCUUGUGUCACUGCCAUGUCCUCUCAGAUUCUCAGGUCCACUGCUCAACAGGUUAUGGGCCCUGAUAACAUGUCUUCAUCAACCUCUACUAUCAAACUCCUCAAUCUGCCCCACCUAAAAGAUGAUGGCACAAACUACAUCUUAUACAAGGAACAGAUCCCAAAUGUGGCCAUCUCAAAAGGGCUUAGAUGAGUCUUGUAUGGAACUGCUAAGAAGCCUAUAGAGAUAACAGAGACAGAUGGAGACUAUUACCUACCAGGAAAUCUUAUACUCUUAUUUGAAAAUGAAGUUGAAAAGCAACUGACCCUUCAGGAUGCAUAUGACCAGAAGGAGGCACAGAUCCACAAGAUGAUGUAUGAAACCGUCAGCACCUUGAUCUUCAUGCAGAUUAAAAAUAAACCCUCUGCUGCUGUAAUGUGG